Cladophialophora bantiana CBS 173.52 is the source of this 1794-nucleotide messenger RNA. RefSeq names its product phosphoenolpyruvate carboxykinase [ATP]. Gene Ontology annotation, biological process: gluconeogenesis. Bases 1 to 1794 code for a protein of 597 amino acids. Gene Ontology annotation, cellular component: cytosol. NCBI's taxonomy places the organism in Eukaryota, Fungi, Ascomycota, Eurotiomycetes, Chaetothyriales, Herpotrichiellaceae. The transcript is spliced from 3 exons. Gene Ontology annotation, molecular function: phosphoenolpyruvate carboxykinase (ATP) activity; ATP binding. The record is from RefSeq and is a predicted model, not a curated record.
AUGGCUUCAGAAUAUUCUGCUCGUCUCCAAGCUGUUCAUCAGAUCAGGCCGCACUCUCCUUCUCCAGCAACCGGUAAAGCACGUUCAGAACUAGCCAAAGUCCAACUUCGAGCCUUUUCUUCGAGAAUGGUUUCUCAUUCUGUCAACAAGACCGCUCUCCACCCUGGGGGUGUCGAGCCAGGCCGCGAGCACACCGAGCUCGAAGAAGAGCUCCAUACCACCGCACACAUUGACUACGACCGCGUCGCCAUUGUUGCCAAUCCCUCAGUAUCUGCUCUCUACGAAGAUGCCCUGGUCUACGAAACCGGUACGGCCAUUACUUCCUCAGGAGCUUUGACGGCCUACUCAGGCUCCAAGACCGGUCGUUCCCCGCUAGAUAAGCGUGUGGUCAAGGAGGAAAGCUCGGAGAAGGAUGUGUGGUGGGGACCAGUCAACAAGCCUAUGAGCCCAGAAGUCUGGAAGAUCAAUCGAGAACGCGCCGUCGACUACCUCAAUACCCGCAACCGUAUCUAUGUCAUCGAUGGCUUCGCUGGCUGGGAUGAACGAUACCGCAUCAGUGUCCGAGUUGUCUGUGCCCGGGCCUAUCAUGCCCUGUUCAUGCGGAACAUGCUCAUCAGACCCUCUCCUGAAGAGCUGCAGCAUUUCCAUCCUGACUAUGUCAUCUACAAUGCCGGGUCUUUCCCCGCCAACCGAUACACAUCUGGGAUGACCAGCGCCACCAGCGUUGCCAUCAACUUUGCUGAGAAAGAGAUGGUGAUCCUUGGUACUGAAUAUGCGGGCGAGAUGAAGAAGGGUGUCUUCACCGUCCUCUUCUAUGAGAUGCCCGUCAAGCACAACGUCUUGACCCUCCACUCCUCGGCCAACGAGGGUCAGGAUGGCGAUGUGACCGUCUUCUUCGGGCUGUCUGGCACCGGCAAAACUACACUCUCCGCUGAUCCUAACCGCAAGUUGAUCGGUGACGACGAGCAUUGCUGGACCGACAAAGGUAUCUUCAACAUCGAAGGAGGUUGCUAUGCUAAGUGUAUUGGUCUGUCUGCGGAGAAGGAACCGGAUAUCUUCAAUGCCAUUCGAUUCGGCUCCGUCUUGGAGAAUGUGGUCUUUGACCCCGAGACUCGAGAAGUGGACUACGACGACGCGACCUUGACGGAGAACACUCGCUGCGCAUACCCUAUCGAGUACAUCAGCAAUGCUAAGAUCCCGUGUCUCAGCGAUAACCAUCCUAGCAACAUCAUCCUCCUGACUUGCGAUGCCCGUGGCGUGCUGCCACCCAUCUCCAAGCUGAACACGGCACAGACCAUGUUCCACUUCAUCUCUGGCUAUACAUCCAAGAUGGCUGGCACCGAAGAUGGCGUUACGGAGCCUCAGGCUACCUUCUCAUCCUGCUUCGCUCAACCUUUCUUGGCUCUGCACCCGAUGCGUUAUGCGAAAAUGCUUGCUGACAAGAUCUCCGAACACAAUGUCAACGCAUGGCUGCUCAACACCGGUUGGGUCGGUGCCGGUGCUACUACUGGUGGCAAACGUUGUCCAUUGAAGUACACGCGUGCUAUCCUGGACGCUAUUCACUCUGGAGAGUUGGCCAAGGCCGAGUACGAGACAUACGAUGUGUUCAACCUCAAUGUCCCCAAGUCAUGCCCCAACGUGCCCGAUGAGCUCUUGAACCCCAAGAAGUCAUGGACUGGCUCCGCCGACUUUGGCGAGGAAGUGACCAAGCUCGCGAAGUUGUUCAACGAGAACUUUAAGAAAUACUCCGAUGAGGCCACUGAGGAGGUCAUCAAGGCCGGGCCCACCGUGUAA